This is a messenger RNA of Indicator indicator, 1265 nucleotides long. It is a transcript of the gene SLC30A6, whose product is annotated as solute carrier family 30 member 6. Gene Ontology annotation, cellular component: membrane. Gene Ontology annotation, biological process: transmembrane transport; monoatomic cation transport. The record is from RefSeq and is a predicted model, not a curated record. The coding region runs from base 30 to 1265 and encodes 411 amino acids. Lineage: Eukaryota; Metazoa; Chordata; Aves; Piciformes; Indicatoridae. Gene Ontology annotation, molecular function: monoatomic cation transmembrane transporter activity. The transcript is spliced from 12 exons.
UAAAUCUAAUAUGUAUUGGCUUCCUGCUAAUGUGGUGCAGCUCUACAAACAGCAUAGCUUUAACUGCUUACACAUAUUUGACAAUCUUUGACCUUUUCAGUUUGAUAACAUGUCUAAUAAGUUACUGGGUAAUGAUGAAGAAACCCAGCCCAGUCUAUUCAUUUGGGUUUGAAAGGUUUGAAGUUCUAGCUGUAUUUGCAUCUACAGUUCUGGCACAGCUUGGUGCUCUUUUUAUACUGAAAGAAAGUGCAGAGCGGUUUCUGGAACAACCUGAGAUACACACGGGCCGGCUGCUGGUUGGUACCUUUGUGGCUCUCUUUUUCAACUUAUUUACAAUGCUUUCCAUUAGGAAUAAGCCUUUUGCUUAUGUCUCUGAAGCUGCCAGCACAAGUUGGCUUCAGGAGCAUGUUGCAGAUCUUAGUAGAAGUAUCUGUGGAAUCAUCCCAGGACUGAGUAGCAUCUUUCUCCCACGGAUGAACCCUUUUGUCUUGAUUGAUAUUGCUGGAGCAUUAGCUCUUUGCAUUACGUAUAUGCUGAUUGAAAUCAACAAUUAUUUUGCUGUAGACACAGCCUCUGCUAUAGCAAUUGCUUUGAUGACAUUUGGUACCAUGUAUCCCAUGAGUGUCUACAGUGGGAAAGUUCUACUCCAGACAACCCCACCUCAUGUAAUUGGCCAGUUAGAUAAACUUCUUAGAGAGGUUUCAACUUUGGAUGGUGUCUUGGAAGUUCGAAAUGAGCAUUUCUGGACAUUAGGUUUUGGCACUUUGGCUGGAUCAGUACAUGUUCGAAUUCGGAGAGAUGCAAAUGAACAAAUGGUACUUGCCCAUGUCACUAACAGGCUGUACACAUUGGUCUCUACCUUGACUGUUCAGAUUUUCAAAGAUGACUGGAUCAGACCUACCUUAUCGUCCGUGCCUAUUGCAAACAAUAUUCUGAACCUCUCGGAACAUCACAUUAUUCCAAUGCCACCUUUGAAAGCUGCUGAUAAUUUGAACCCUGUUACAUCCACUCCAGCUAAGCCCAGCAGCCCACCACCAGAAUUUGCUUUUGAUACACCAGGGAAAAAUGUGAGUCCAGUCAUCCUUUUAAACACUCAAACAAGGCCCUAUGGAUUGGGCUUUAAUCAUGGAUCCACACCCUACAGCAAUGUACUUAAUCAAGGAUUUGGAGUACCAGGAAUGGGAGCAACUCAAGGAUUCAGAACUGGUUUUACAAACAUCCCAAGCAGAUAUGGAACAAACACUCGUGGUCAACCCCGACCAUAA